Exophiala mesophila is the source of this 2645-nucleotide messenger RNA. RefSeq lists its product as uncharacterized. The record is from RefSeq and is a predicted model, not a curated record. Bases 849 to 2645 code for a protein of 598 amino acids. The transcript is spliced from 4 exons. Lineage: Eukaryota; Fungi; Ascomycota; Eurotiomycetes; Chaetothyriales; Herpotrichiellaceae.
GCCAAAAGCCCACCUGCCAGAAUCCGCCUUAAGCCCCUCGGCCUACCAAGUCUCUAAUUAUAGGCGCUUGACGCUCAACUCUCAACUCUCCGAAUUAAUGGCCCAAUGGAUUAUCAAUCUUGAGCAGUAAUCCACGGUGUAAGGUCCUCCGCGGCAAUGCUCGUAUCUGUGGUGGUUCAGCAUGCGUUGCUUCAAUGCACCUUCCCAACGAAAAGACCAUAGAUUCAGGAGAUGGGGAAGCUGGGAAGCUGCGACACUUGAACAUCGAGACGCAUCGAACUCUUCGCUGCAUCCUGGGAUACCAUGCACAUACAUAUAUGUUGCCCAUGUCAUUCACCCAGAGUCAACUAACCAAGUACGAAAGUCGCUCCCGUCCGCCAACACUGCCUCAGCCUUGGGUGGCUCCUGAAGCUAGGCCGACCGGUCGUCUCUACUAGACUAGGGGUCGUAAGGCCCCCGUCAUCCUGCAAUAGGAACUAAAGGCGACCAAGUCUCACUGGUGUCUGGGCAAGUAUCCCUCACAUCUCCUUGGCCCUAUACGAGAUGAGCCUUCAAUAGGUCUAGCAAGGUUCUCAUUGGCUCUGCCACAGCCCAUCCAAGGCUUAUGUCGUUGGCAAGGUCCUAUUUUCAUGCCGGGCAAUUUGGUUUCAUCCUUGUUCGACCGACCGACCGCACGGUGAAAAGCCAAACCUUGCCCGCAAUCCCUCUCCACUUGUCCUACCGACGGGUACCGAUCGUUCUCUUUCUGAUGUUUGACUGAGCAUAGCAUUCCCUUCUGACCUUUGUUUCGUCUUUCUAGCUCCCUAAACUGAUCGCAAAGCAUUCGCGACCGUGCGAAAUCCUUCGCCAUGGUCACUACUUGUCGAAACACAGCGCCUCCAGCGCGACUAUUGAUAUCUUCCAACAAUUUGGCCCAGGAUCAAACCACAGCACCCGCCACGGGUAUCCCUUUGGCCAUCGGCAAUCCUUUACAGAGAUUCUCAAUUCGACCUCGAAUUCUGGACCAGACUAUAUUUGGCCGGGCUGAUGGAUGUGAGGGAGAAACCGACUAUGCUUGUAUAUCGAGGCGAGGAGGAGUUUACGACGCAGAUUCAUCUUCAACUUCAACGUCUUCGGCAGAUGUCGACUCGUGGAACGGCACUCUUGGUCGAACCACACCUGAAAAUUACGAACUAUAUAAUGACGACCUCACCCUCAUUCUUCAAGACAAUGAAACCACCAUCCACGGGUUUCCUUUUACUACAGAUUCUCCGCUUAGCCCAGUGACGAGAGGCUCUCUCGGAAUCGGCUUCAACUCAACCUUUCUAAAUGCACUUGUCGACAAUGAUCUGGCCCCAAUUAAAUCAUGGGGUCUGUGGCCGGGUAGUCGGUCAGUUAGUGAGCCUCGAAAUGGACUCCUCAUUGUAGGAGGAUACGACUCAGCACGUGUUGGCGGAGAUUGGGUCACAUUUGACAGCAUCCCGACCUGCACCACCUGCCUCCAGAUCCGUGAUAUGGAAUGGAUCACCGACGACAAUAAUAAAACCUCCAUCUUUGCCGGUACUCAAGAAGCACUCCAGGUGUCUAUCAAUCCCUAUGGCGAUCUACUAAGCGUGCCGCAAGGUGUGUACGAAAACUUUGGACGCGCCACAGGAGGCGUAUAUGACCCCGACCAAAGUGGUUUUAGCUGGGUGCGUGCCGAUGGAGGAGCACCCAAUGGGACUCUGCGUGUCACACUUCAAAAUGGUUAUGAGACGGACAUUCCACACACGGAGAUCUUCACACGGCCUCGGGGUUACAACUCGACAACAGGGGCAUACGUUGUGAUGAACCAGACGGUCGACACCACCCUAAUGCAGAACGUGACGAGUUCUUCGGGUGUACCCAUGUUUGGCAUGCCAUUCUUGACCAUGAACUAUAUGAUUAUGGACGUUGAAGAAAAUCAGUUUCGGCUUGCGCCUGCGAUCCGUCAAAACUUUGCCAGUCAGGGCGGCGGCGUCAUUGAACGGAAACUCUGUGAAGGUCUCGCUGACCCAACCGAGAGCGCGACACCUCCAGGAUCGACGUCAGAGCCCGGCGGCUCUAAUGACAACCCUGAAGUGACGGACGGUGGCAGCGGCACACCGGUGGGUGCGAUUGUUGGUGGUGUCGUGGGUGGAAUUGCAGGGCUUGCCCUGUUGGCUCUUGCUAUCUUGUUUUUUCUCCGUCGUCGACGUGCUCGAGCAAACGAGGCUGCCGUCACUGGCGGGUCCACGGCGUACGACAGCACAGCACAGAAAGGCCAAUACUACCCCAACGGCGGGUAUCCCAACAAUGGAUACUAUCCAUCGCCUGGCAGCCCUCCACCCCAUCCCAUGGGCUAUACCCCUGUGCCACCAGCCGAAAUGUACGCCAGUCCGGCAACCGUCGUGCCAAAGUCGGCAACUGCUUCUGAAUUGUUUACGCCUUACUCGACCACGACGACUACCCAUCUGGGUUCUGGUCACAACGAUGCCUCCAACAUGGUGCACGAGCUACCUAGCAAUCCGCAGACAGGGACAGGGACAGGGACAGGGACAGGGACCCAAAUUUCGUCGGCCGGCUGGGGUGGCACAUCGCCUACAGUGACCAGCACGACCGACCAUGACACGAUUUCAAACACCAAAUCGCCGACACCUGGCAGAUGA